Messenger RNA from Cercopithifilaria johnstoni, 789 nucleotides. The record is from the annotation of a GenBank genome assembly. Lineage: Eukaryota; Metazoa; Nematoda; Chromadorea; Rhabditida; Onchocercidae.
AUGGCUUAUCGGUUGGCAUUUCUAAUAUUUCUGGGCGCAUUUUGUGUAUCAUUGUUCAGUGAAAUUGCGCAUUGGGAACCAUUGAAUAUUGGAAUUAUCAGAGAGAAAGAAAUGCUUCACUUAUCACCAACAGUUUUGGAUGGUUUACGAUCAGCUAUUAUUCAAAUGCAAUCACUCAUAAGUAUAUGGUAUCUUCCGGAAAACGAUAAAUUAAGUGCUAAAAAUUUACAACUAUGUAUCCCACAUUGGCAACCAUCAAUUGGAGAAUGUUUCAUGGAGACUGUACAUAAGAUGAAAAAAUUAAAUCAACUUGAUAUUACAAAAGAUGUUAACUUAAAAUUUUAUCAUAUCAACUUUUUACUUUUUUUACAGAUGGAUAUUAAGAAAUGUAACGAUGAUGAUGGCUUACUUGCAGCUGCCACACCUUGUAUCCUUAUUGAUAAUAAUCGUCCAUUAGCUGCUCAAUUAAUUCUAUGUCCACUCAAUUAUCGAUGGAAUUCUUUUCAAGCUAUUAUUGACCUAUUUCGUCAUGAAAUAAUGCAUGCUUUGGGUUUUGGCUUAAUAAUUCCUAAAGGAAAUUUUUCUACCACACCGAUGACAAGGAAAUUUUUUUGGACUGAUGAAUCAUCCAGUCAACAUGUUACAGCAAUCUAUAUGGAUUUUCAGGAUAAUGCAGUGAUCGAAGCAAGAAAACAUUUCGGCUGUCAAAGUUUGCAUGGAAUUGAAGCAGAUGGUGAGGAUAAGAUACAUCUCAAUGAAUAUAUUUAUGGUGUAAGAUUUUUUUGCUGA